AUGAUAUAUGAUUUUUUUAAAGGUUCUCAUCAAACACUACUCACUUGUGUUCCAACAUCGACAUUGAUUUUAACUACACAAAAAAUUCUAAUUAAUAUUGUUCGUCUCAUGAAAUAUAUUCUUCAACAAUUAAACAAAACAUCGUUUUUAUCAAUAUCAACAGAAAAAGAUUAUCUAAAAUUUAUUUAUGAUAACAUUCCAGAAUUAAGACAUAUUUUAGAUAACCGUCGUAUACAUAUUGAUAAAAUAACUAAGACGAACCACGAUCGUUUAUUUCCUACAUGUAUUUUUCAAGAAUAUCUAUUAAAUGGAAUUAAUUUUCUAUGUUAUAUUAACAAAAUUGAUGGUAUACAUAGUACUAUGAAAAAGAUUGUAGUAGAAAAAUGUGAAUGA
Messenger RNA from Rotaria socialis, 393 nucleotides. The record is from the annotation of a GenBank genome assembly. Lineage: Eukaryota; Metazoa; Rotifera; Eurotatoria; Philodinida; Philodinidae.